GCUUGGCUGGCUACGGGCAGAGUUGGCUGAACACCCCCUCCUCUCCCUCUCUUUCUCUUUUCAGCUGCCGCGAUAUUUUCCAGCUCUGGAGCCUCAACCGCACAGCUCGAUCGAUUCGCAUUGAUUGUCCCUGACGAGCUGCUCCACUUUCUAGCCAAUGUCAGCCAGUCUGCGAUCGGGAAGGAGAGAAAUGAAGGAAAAUCUCUGCCGCCCUGGCGGUGUCAUUUCCACACACUUGGGUUGGCCGCCUGCCAGCAGACAGGACAGUCGAAAGAAAUGGAGUGGACUUUAGGACUGAGCGAGAGGAGGCGGAACCGGGACUGAGGCGGAUAUUUUUUGUAACCUUUGCAUCGUAAAUAACCUCCAUUCUCCGCAUACAUUGAUGGACAGACACUCUACAGGAUUGUCUUCUCAGAGGAGAAGCUGUUUUUCCUGCCCCUUUCUUUUUUUUUCUUUUUUUUUUUUGGUCACCAUUCGGCACGGCAGGCUGAGAGACGGACCGCUCGGACUGUGGGAGCCCUCCCCUCUGCUCGGAUCAGCUUUGUUUCCUAAUGGCAAAUGGAAAAGCGUGGAUGAGGGCUGAGCUGUAGAGGGGGCAGAAGGCUUCGGGGCCUGCCUGUCGUUGGCUGUCUGAUUGGUCCACUCAGGUGAGACACCUCUCUCAUCGGGGCACAGAACGGACCGGGAGAAAGUCCUUCCACAUUUACCCCUGCCCCCUUUUUACCCUCACCCCCAACCCAGGCACGUACGCUCUGGACCAUGUCUAACGGGCUGUCGGAAGGGGGCCAGACAGAGGACCUGGAGCGGAGUAGCUGCAAACAGGACUCUCCUGUCAUAGAGCGCAGGAAUCGCAGUGGCAUCAUCAGCGAGCCCCUCAGUAAGAGCCUUAAGAACUCUCGUACCCUAUCCCAGUACACAGCAGUCUCCUCUGCUAACACCAAUGGACACACGGACAACAAUGCGACUAAAAGCCACUCGGCUAAGCCUCAGCCACCCCCACCGCCCCAACCCACUGUCUCUGCACUGACAGCAGCCAAGUUGGACCGAACCUUGGAGCAGGUUCUGGAGGGACAGAAUGGCCUGCUGCACUUUGCUCAGGCAGCAGCACUGUUAAAGAGAGCCGGUAUGGAGCACAUGCUACUGCCUGGGGGCAUGGGGGUGGGAGUUGGCGGUGGAGAGGCAGGCUCGGGGGCUAGCGACUUGGAGGGUACGUCUGUCACGGACGCCGUAGGUGGUCCUGUUGACUUCCCAUAUGGAGUAGGAGGUGGCUUCCCCUUCAACCCAGGGCUUUUCAUCAUGACGCCGGCUGGAGUGUUUCUGGCGGACAGCGCGUUACACAUGGCCGGCCUUGCCGAAUAUCCAGCACAGAGUGAGCUGGCCUCUGCUAUCAACUCCGGUAAAAAGAAACGAAAACGUUGCGGCAUGUGUCCACCUUGCCGAAGGCGGAUUAACUGCGAGCAAUGCAGCAGCUGCCGGAAUAGAAAAACGGGCCACCAGAUCUGCAAGUUUCGCAAAUGUGAGGAGCUGAAGAAGAAGCCUUCUGCUGCUCUGGAGAAGGUGAUGCUUCCCACAGGAGCGGCGUUCCGGUGGUUCCAGUAGGACUCUUCCUCCACUCCCUACCCAAAGCUCUGCCAUCAAGUGCAAUGCCAACUCCUGGAUUGUGUCCGGAACAGACACUGGUUAAUAGACAAAAUAGCAAGAAAUAAAAUUAUAGAAAAAAACAAAACCAACAAAAAAACAAAACACAAAAAAAAAAAGAAAACAAAGCAGUAAAAAAAUCAAUCAGAUAAUGGAUGCACCUACUUAUUCCUUGAACCAAAAAUGAAGCGUUAAGAAAAGCAUCUAUGGCAACUUUCAUUCCCUUUUCUAUGUUUCCAUUUUGGUACUUUUUGUCCUUUUCCCCAGCAGGUUUUUUUCUGUCGCUUGAACAUGGAACUGCUCAUUGCCAGAAACAGAAAUGACGGACUGAGUGUGGACAAUCAACUUAUUUCUGUGUUUGGUGUUAAUGUUGUUCAUGUGUGGAAAGAUACAGUACUUGUGUAGAGAAUGUAAAUUUACAGCUAUAUUUUAAAACUAGUGGCUAAUGGCAAACGUUAUUGUAAUUCCUCACCAUUAUGUUACUUAAACCCUUGUCUAUUUUAUGAUUAUUCUGUCGAAGGGUAUAGUUUCCUGACAGAUCAGUGGAUGUCCUUUGAAAGACAGGAAAAUGUUUCAAAUUGUGAUGCUGUCAAUUUCAGAUUGAAAUGCAACACAAGAUUAUUAAUGGGCAGAGCUCCAGCGAGCCUUCACUGGGCUGAAGCUGCUUUUUGCCAGAGCCGUCACUACUGUAAUCUCCUCAAUAAGCCCUCCUCUGCAUUUCUAAACUUUCCCUUUUUAGUGAAACUGGCAGCCUUAUGUUACUGUGGCCCUACUGAGCAAGUGCCAAUACUGCUCAGGGCAAUAGCACCAAGAGACAGCACUUGCGCUGAGUCUACCCUACUGAACGCACUGAGAAAAGAUUGCAUUUUUUAAAAGAUUGUUUGUUUAUUUGUUAUAUUUUCAUGAUUUUGUUAUGUUGCUGGGUAGCUACAGCUUUGAAAAAUAACCAAUCUUUGUAUUUGUUUAGAAAAUUGGACUGGUUUUGUGAAUAAAAAGGAAUGCAUGUAUUUGUGUCAAAAUUUAAGGUUCUGAUGUUUGUCUAGUUGUCUAUCUGCAUGUAUUUUUUUAAACAGCUGUUUUGACUGACUAAAAUAUUAAGUAUACAUUUUCCCACUGGUUAAGAGACAUGUUCCCUUUUCUUUUAUAAAUGGAUGCUAUGGAAAAAUUCCUACUCCAGCAGAAGUCAUUAAAAGUAAAGCAGGUGGUGGUAUGGA
Molecule: messenger RNA, 2852 nt
Organism: Melanotaenia boesemani (Boeseman's rainbowfish)
Lineage: Eukaryota; Metazoa; Chordata; Actinopteri; Atheriniformes; Melanotaeniidae
Gene: cxxc5a
Product: CXXC finger protein 5a
Exons: 4
Coding region: 760-1599 (279 amino acids)
Cellular component (GO): nucleus
Molecular function (GO): methyl-CpG binding; zinc ion binding
Source: RefSeq, a predicted model, not a curated record